Molecule: messenger RNA, 1405 nt
Organism: Phytophthora nicotianae INRA-310
Lineage: Eukaryota; Oomycota; Peronosporomycetes; Peronosporales; Peronosporaceae
Exons: 2
Coding region: 168-1325 (385 amino acids)
Source: RefSeq, a predicted model, not a curated record
ACUGUACCUCUUUGUACCCACAAUAUCUUCAAUUGUAGUGAAACUCUUCUCCCCAAACAGCAAGAGUACAGUUACUGUAUCGUAGACGAGGAAUCAUGCGUCGCGUCAUCCGAGGUCCAGUCGAAGUUGUAGGUUAAUCUCCACGUCACUUUCGAACUGGCCGCGAGAUGCUCGAAGCUCUCAGUCGUCGAUUUCUGCGCUGGCAACUGGAUGUGGCUAAAGGGGGUCGCAAAGCGUUCACAUACGCGGUUUUCGCGGUUCUGGUGUUGAUUUCGACGCUUCUGUGGGUCCUCACGCAACGAGACGCGGUAGGGAGCAGUGUUUUGCAUCCAUCGACUCCGUUCCAGGGGCCGCUCAAUGUGAAUGUCAAGUAUGCGACGACUAUGACGAAUAAUGACGAUGUCUUGAAAAGCGAGGAUACUUUCCCCCAAUAUGGGGAGAAUUCUCUGCCAGGACGACACUUUCGACUAGAGAAUACCAAGUUACUGAGUCAGUCCAGCAACAAGAACGCAGACUCGGUGCUGGUUAUGGUAGUGCUCAAAGAUACCGAGUCGUGGGGGGAAGGACGUACAGCUAAGGACUUUUUGGAAUUGUUGGGAACAUUCGACUAUCCUAAGGAGAAAAUGUCCGUGACAGUGUUCACGUCGUCCAUAAGCGAGUUCGAAGUCGUGGAAAAGCACUUUAAACAGCAGAUUGAACGAUAUCCCAGACUCUCAGUGCUGUUUCGAGACGAUUUCGCACUUCCAGCAGUCGUAACGCGAGAAAAUCGCCAUGACAAUUCAGUGCAAGUCAACCGGCGUCGAGUUAUUGCGAGAUACCGCAACUUUGCUCUACUAGCGACUAUGGAACUCUGGCAUCAGCAUGUUGUAUGGCUGGACGCAGAUGUGCAAAAGGUUCCGUCGGGUCUUUUGAAGAAGAUGAUUCGGUCUGGGCUGGAUAUCGUGGAGCCCAUGUGUGUGCGGAUGAAAGCGAACGGCAAAGAUUGGUACGAGUACGAUCUCAACGCGUGGGUGGGGCAGCGUAAAGUGCGACGAUCAGCUCGAGACUCGAAUUUCGUACCCGGAGACUCGAGUGUCAAGCGUAUGAUACAAUUUCAUGGAAUCGAGGAAACAUUUGUACCUCUGGACUCGGUAGGCGGCACAAUGCUGUACGUGAAGGCUGAUGUUCAUCGUCAAGGUGUAGUUUUUCCGGUUCAUCAUUUGAUCGGAAGUGAGUGGACAAGCGAAGGUUAUGACGGUAUAGAAACCGAGGGACUGUGCUACGUCGCGCAUUUCUUGGGGUUCAAGUGCUGGGGGAUGCCCAACGACUUGAUCUACCACAUCUAAACUUCAGCUAAUGCAUCGAAACAAUAGGUGGAGUUAUGUAUUUUGAUAGUUACAGCGAGUUUGGCUUAGCUUACUGCGGC